Molecule: messenger RNA, 1089 nt
Organism: Rotaria sordida
Lineage: Eukaryota; Metazoa; Rotifera; Eurotatoria; Philodinida; Philodinidae
Source: the annotation of a GenBank genome assembly
AUGUUACAUUUUCUAGCUAGAAUUGCUUGUUUAUUAUUAUUUAUAUUUAUUUAUUGUGAAUUUUUGAUUUAUUAUUUUGUUUUGUUGGGUUGUUCAUGGCCACAAUUAUCUAAAAUUGAUCAAGAUUUUACUGUUAAACCACCAAAUAAUCCCAAUAAAAAACCAUUACAUGUUAUGUUUAUUGCUGAUACUCAUUUACUUGGUUCACGUGAAGGUCAUUGGUUUGAUAAAUUACGUCGUGAAUGGCAAAUGUAUCGGUCAUUUCAAUCAGCACGAUUUCUUUUUGAACCUCAUAUUAUUUUCUUUCUUGGUGAUAUAACUGAUGAAGGUAAAUGGUGUUCAGAUCAUGAAUGGGAAAAUACUGUUGCUCGUUUUCAUUCAUUAUUUUCUGUUCCAACGAAUACAAAAUUGUAUGUACUUGCUGGAAAUCAUGAUAUAGGUUUUCAUUAUGAUGUAUCGGAUGGUCGUUUAGAACGUUUUGAAAAAUCAUUUCAAGCUCCACAUGUACGUUCAAUAACAAUUGAUGAUGAUCAUAUUGAUUUUAUAUUAAUUAAUUCAAUGGCAUUUGAAGGUGAUCAAUGUCGUUUAUGUGCACGUGCUGAAAAAGAACUUAAUGAAAUUGUUAAUGAUCUUCAUCGAUCUGAAAUAUCGACUAAACCAGUAUUAUUAUCACAUUUCCCAUUAUAUCGAGUGUCAGAUGCUAAUUGUUCACUAUGGAGACAAUCUUCUUCUUCAAAAUUUGUUCCACAUAAACAACGUCAUGAUGUUUUAUCUCAAGAAGCAUCUGAAAAUUUAUUAAAAAAAUUAAAACCACGACUUGUAUUUACAGCUCAUACACAUGAUUUCUGUUAUACAGAACAUACCGAUGUGAAGGGUAAGAUAAUUCCUGAAUGGACAAUUCCUUCAUUUUCUUGGCGCAAUCGUGAUGAUCCAUCAUUGAUGCUUUUAUCGAUAACAACAAAUAAUGAACGAGUAUCACAUUGUCGUUUACCACGUGAAUCUACUGUUUUUUGGUCAUAUGAAAAAGAAUUAGACUAUAAAAAAAUAUCUUUACAAAUAAAGUCUAUUAGAAUUAUUAAUAAAUGUUAA